AUGGACACCAUAAAAUCCGUCCUCGUCGACGAGACUGUGAGUCUCUUUCAAUCCGCAGGAGAUGUAGCCCGCUCAGGAGCCUACAUCUACCCUCUCAAGGGAAUCUUCCACCUCUCCAACACAAAGCCCCUCUGGCGCCCACCCCUCUCCAAAGCCUACCCAACCGCAACCCUUGGCCUAGGAGUAACCUCCGCUAUGUUCUUUUUCACCUACAUCCCGCAAACCGCCAUCAUGAGCAUCACGAGCGGACCCCUGCUCGCACCCAUCUCCACCGCAUUCCUCGUGUUAACCGAAUCCUCCACUAUCACGAACUACCUGGCCCGCGCCUUCCUCCUCAAGGACGCACUAAUGGACACCUUCGACGGAACACUGAUGAGCGAGGGCCACGAGGACCUAGUCGCUAAAGGCCGCCACCUCCACGCCUCCGGCGACGCGGUCUCUCGUCUGGGGGAUGUGAUUGACCCCGAACAUGUUGAGAAACAGGAGCGGGAGAAAAUCAGCGUGGCAAGUUUGAUCAAGGCGUGUGCGUAUCUGCCGUUGAAUUUCAUUCCGGUUGUUGGGACGGUGCUAUAUGUGUUUGUGCAUGGGAAGAAGAUGGGGCCGGAGCUGCACGAAAGGUAUUUUCGGUUGAAGGGGUGGGAUGGGAGGAAGGUUAAGGAGUGGGUGGAGAGGCAUCGGGGGGCUUAUACGGGACUUGGUAUGGCAGCUUUCGUGCUGGAAAUGAUACCCUUUGCUUCGAUUGCGUGCUCGUUUACGAAUAACGUUGGCGCGGCGUUGUGGGCGGCGGAUAUUGAAAGGGCGAUUCGGUAA
Molecule: messenger RNA, 810 nt
Organism: Aspergillus chevalieri
Lineage: Eukaryota; Fungi; Ascomycota; Eurotiomycetes; Eurotiales; Aspergillaceae
Product: EI24 domain-containing protein
Exons: 3
Coding region: 1-810 (269 amino acids)
Cellular component (GO): lipid droplet; ascospore wall; prospore membrane
Source: RefSeq, a predicted model, not a curated record